AUGGGUGACCUAGCUAGUGAUCACCUGCUGUCUCUGACCAGGGCCAAAGUAUACCGCGCUCUCCUGGCCAAUAUCGCUCUAUUGGGACUCCCCGUGAUGGGUCUCUGCGAGGCUAAUAUUCUGUCGCCCUUUAAUCUAGCUGCGUCCACUCAACGCUCUUUUCAUCAUCAUCCGUGGCUAUAUAUCUUCCCAUAUCCUCAAGUUCGCGAUAAUCUCAUUCGUGCGCAGGGCCACUAUGGCAAAGAUCAAUUGCGUCUAGAUAUCCUAGGCUUCUGGGAUCCAGGUGCACCAGAAAACACGCUUUGGGACGUGACAGAGAGCUUCAUCAAGAAACGGGGGUGGGUGAUAUGUGGGCGUCCAGAAAUCCUACAUUCCACCAACCAGUGGAGGGCCCGGAGAGGCGAAAAUUUGAUCUUCCGGUACCUAUAG
This is a messenger RNA of Aspergillus caelatus, 429 nucleotides long. RefSeq lists its product as uncharacterized. The transcript is spliced from 3 exons. The record is from RefSeq and is a predicted model, not a curated record. NCBI's taxonomy places the organism in Eukaryota, Fungi, Ascomycota, Eurotiomycetes, Eurotiales, Aspergillaceae. The coding region runs from base 1 to 429 and encodes 142 amino acids.